This is a messenger RNA of Puma concolor (puma), 951 nucleotides long. The record is from RefSeq and is a predicted model, not a curated record. NCBI's taxonomy places the organism in Eukaryota, Metazoa, Chordata, Mammalia, Carnivora, Felidae.
AUGACACAAGGAAAGAUCUCCGUGGCUAACAAGGCCCCCGGGACAGAGGGGCAGCAGCAGGCCAAUGGUGAGAAGAAGGAGACUCCAGCAGUGCCUUCGGCCCCGCCCUCCUAUGAGGAGGCCACCUCUGGAGAGGGGUUGAAGGCAGGGGCCUUCCCCCCAGCCCCGUCGGCUGUGCCUCUCCAUCCCAGCUGGGCCUAUGUGGAUCCUAGCAGCAGCUCUAGCUAUGAGAACGGAUUCCCCGCCGGAGACCAUGAGCUCUUCACCACCUUCAGUUGGGACGACCAGAAAGUUCGCCGAGUCUUCAUCAGAAAGGUCUAUACAAUCCUACUGAUCCAGCUGCUGGUGACGUUGGGUGUCGUGGCUCUCUUUACCUUCUGUGACCCCGUUAAGGACUAUGUCCAGGCCAACCCAGGAUGGUACUGGGCAUCCUAUGCUGUGUUCUUCGCCACCUAUCUGACCCUGGCCUGCUGUUCUGGACCUAGGAGGCAUUUCCCCUGGAACCUGAUUCUCCUGACCAUCUUCACCCUGUCCAUGGCCUACCUCACUGGGAUGCUGUCCAGCUACUACAACACGACAUCUGUGCUGCUGUGUCUGGGCAUCACGGCUCUCGUCUGCCUCUCAGUCACCGUCUUUAGCUUCCAGACUAAGUUUGACUUCACCUCCUGCCAGGGUGUGAUCUUCGUGCUGCUCAUGACUCUUUUCUUCAGUGGACUCAUCCUGGCCAUCCUCCUGCCCUUCCAAUACGUGCCCUGGCUCCACGCUGUGUAUGCCGCUCUGGGAGCAGGCGUGUUUACGUUGUUCCUGGCAUUUGACACCCAGUUGCUGAUGGGUAACCGACGCCACUCACUGAGCCCUGAGGAGUAUAUUUUUGGAGCCCUCAACAUUUACCUAGACAUCAUCUACAUCUUCACCUUCUUCCUGCAGCUUUUUGGCACCAACCGGGAAUGA